AUGGCAACUCCAGCAGUUUGCUUGACUCCAGUCAAGAAGACCUCUUCCGUCUUCAACACCCGCACCGCUGGCGGUCGCAUGCCACUGACUCCCUCUCCCCGCACCCCACGAACUCAGACUCCCGAUGCCCACACACAAGAGUCUAUCCAUGGCGGCAACUUCAUGGCUCGCCUCCAACGCUCUGUCACCAAGACUACCCGUGACUCUCCCAAAUCCAACAUUGCUCGCUCACACACUCCCCGCCGGUUAGAGCUCGGUGUAUCAGAAUGGUCCCUCUCCGGAACCGGCACUGCCGCUGCCACCAAGGCUGCCACUAAGGCGAAGAAGGAGAAGAAGGAAGCUACGACUGUCCGCGCUCGCCCAACCAAGACUCGCAUCGCAUACAACUCUGCUGAUCGUUUCAUCCCCAACCGGACGGCUAGCGAGGCCAUCCGCAGCACCGGCGCAACCAAGCUUGAUAACGAGCAGCGCCCCAAGUCCAGCUCCAAGGUUGAGGGAUCAGCAGUACUUGCCAACGCCGCCAGUGCUUUCGAUCUCGGUGGACGUGGUUCCGAGGAGGAUGUAGCGCUUUCUUUGGAAGGCCUGAGUUUGGAGGACGACGACGACGAGAGCCGAUCACGAUCAAAGGCCACCCCCGGCAAGGUUGCCUACCAGUCUGAACUCGCAUCAGCAUGCGGCAUCAACAACAACACACGUAUUCUUGCCUUCAAGCCUGCGCCUCCAGAAUCAUCCAAGCCAAUCGACCUUCGCUCCCAAUACAACCGCCCCCUCAAGCCCGCCAGCACUGUCAACGCCCAGAGCCGCCGCCGUAUUCCAUCUGCACCCGAGCGCGUCCUCGAUGCCCCUGGUCUUGUUGACGACUACUACCUCAACCUCCUCGACUGGUCCUCUGGCAACCAAGUCGCCAUCGGCCUCGAGCGCUCCGUCUACGUGUGGUCAGCCGACACUGGUUCAGUAGCCUCCCUUCUCGAGUGCCCCGCCGACACAUACAUCUCGUCCGUCAAGUGGUCGGGUGAUGGCGCAUACGUCGGUGUCGGUCUGGGUACGGGUGAGGUUCAGAUCUGGGAUGUUGAGGAGCAGACCAAGCUCCGCAGCAUGUUCGGCCACGAGACCCGCGUUGGUGUCAUGGGCUGGAACAAGCACAUCCUAUCCACUGGUGCUCGCUCUGGUCUUGUCUACAACCACGAUGUCCGUGUCGCCCAGCACAAGAUUGCUGAGCUCGUCUCCCACACCGGUGAGGUCUGCGGUCUUGAGUGGCGCGCCGACGGUGCCCAGCUCGCCACUGGCGCCAACGACAACAUGGUCAACAUCUGGGAUGCACGUGCUCUUGCUGCUCCCAAGUUCACCAAGACCAACCACCGUGCUGCUGUCAAGGCUGUUUCAUGGUGCCCAUGGCAAUCAAACCUUCUUGCCACUGGCGGUGGUUCCAACGACCGUCAAAUCUACUUCUGGAACACCACCACUGGUGCGCGCAUCAACCACAUCCCCACCGACUCCCAGGUCACCAGCCUUCGCUGGAGCACCCACUACAAGGAGAUUGUCAGCACUGGUGGCUUCCCUGACAACAGCUUGAGCAUCUGGAGUUACCCCUCUGGUGUCAAGAACAUGGAAGUUCCUGCGCACGAGUCUCGUGUUCUCCACAGCUGCCUCAGCCCCGAUGGCCAGAUGCUCGCCACUGCUGCUGCCGAUGAGUCGCUCAAGUUCUGGAAGAUCUUCGAGAAGAAGCCCGGUCAGCCUUCGGUUGCUGCUGCUGGCUCUGCUUCCACAAAGCCCAGCGCUGUGAAGCAGAUGACCAUCCGGUAA
Molecule: messenger RNA, 1803 nt
Organism: Bipolaris zeicola 26-R-13
Lineage: Eukaryota; Fungi; Ascomycota; Dothideomycetes; Pleosporales; Pleosporaceae
Exons: 1
Coding region: 1-1803 (600 amino acids)
Biological process (GO): positive regulation of anaphase-promoting complex-dependent catabolic process; positive regulation of ubiquitin protein ligase activity; anaphase-promoting complex-dependent catabolic process
Cellular component (GO): anaphase-promoting complex
Molecular function (GO): anaphase-promoting complex binding; ubiquitin ligase activator activity; protein binding
Source: RefSeq, a predicted model, not a curated record